AUGACGAAGAAGUCUUCUUUGAACCCUAAAACAACAAAGUUCGAAUUUGGUGGGGUCCUAGGUACAAUGGUCAUGACCGUGGCACUCCCCAUUCUCUCCGUCAUACUAAACCAAAUGAUCAGACCAGAUUAUCAUAUUGAAGGCUGUUUCCGGAAUUUUGACUGGAAUCGAGUAACUCAAGGAUUACAGCCAGUCUCAGGAUUGAUCUCUAAUACCCGUACUUGGACAUAUUACAUACUCUGGUUUCUAUCAUUGCUAUUCUUUGACACGGUGCUACCUGGAAAAUGGAUGCAAGGGAUUACGCUAAGAGAUGGAAGUUCGUUAUGGUAUAAGAUUAAUGGUAUUAGCGUAGUAGCCAUGCUAUCUUUGAUAUUGGCAGUUAGAUGGAAAUUGACGGAUGGUCUAAUGCCAGAGUUGCAAUAUUUAUACUCUCAUCAAGUUGAACUAUGUGUUGUCAGUAUCAUUUUUGCAUUUAUACUAGCCUGCUAUUGUUACGUGGUUAGUUUCAUCCCACUUUUAUUCAAUAAAACAAAUAAAGAGGGAACAAAGGAGAAAAUACUAGCUGUUGGUGGUAACUCUGGAAAUAUUAUUUAUGAUUGGUUCAUUGGAAGGGAAUUGAACCCAAGAAUUGGGCCCAUUGAUAUUAAGAUGUUUUGUGAACUAAGACCAGGUAUGAUGUUAUGGUUGCUGAUCAAUUUAUCAUGUUUACAUAAUUAUUAUUUGGAGUAUGACGGCAAAAUUAAUGAUGCCCUAUUGCUUAUAAAUUUGCUUCAAGGGUUUUAUAUCCUUGAUGGGGUGUUGAAUGAGGAAGGUGUGCUAUCAAUGAUGGACAUUACCACUGAUGGAUUUGGAUUUAUGCUAGCAUUUGGAGAUCUAACGUUUGUCCCAUUUACUUAUUCUUUACAGGCAAGAUACCUUAGCGUUUCACCAAUCCAUCUAGGCUAUGUCAAAUUUUUCUCGAUCUUAAGUUUAAUGUGCCUUGGGUAUUGGAUUUUUCAUUCAUCUAACUCGCAAAAAUCGAAAUUUAGACAGGGGAAAUUAUCACAUUUGAAAAGUAUUCAAACUAAACGUGGAACCAAAUUAUUAUGUGAUGGUUGGUGGGCGAAAUCUCAACAUAUGAACUAUUUUGGCGAUUGGUUAAUCUCAUUAAGUUGGUGUUUAACUACCUGGUUUCAAACCCCUUUAACAUAUUAUUAUUCCUUAUAUUUUGCAACACUAUUGCUACACAGGCAGCAACGAGAUGAAGAAAAAUGUCACGAAAAAUACGGUAAGGAUUGGGAAGAAUAUCAACGGAAAGUUCCAUAUAAAAUUAUUCCGUAUGUAUAUUAA
Molecule: messenger RNA, 1329 nt
Organism: Naumovozyma castellii
Lineage: Eukaryota; Fungi; Ascomycota; Saccharomycetes; Saccharomycetales; Saccharomycetaceae
Gene: ERG24
Product: delta(14)-sterol reductase
Exons: 1
Coding region: 1-1329 (442 amino acids)
Source: RefSeq, a predicted model, not a curated record